Andrographis paniculata is the source of this 1303-nucleotide messenger RNA. RefSeq lists its product as uncharacterized. Bases 209 to 1141 code for a protein of 310 amino acids. The transcript has 5 exons. Gene Ontology annotation, cellular component: membrane. Lineage: Eukaryota; Viridiplantae; Streptophyta; Magnoliopsida; Lamiales; Acanthaceae. The record is from RefSeq and is a predicted model, not a curated record. Gene Ontology annotation, biological process: Golgi vesicle transport.
CUUUUCGACCCUGCGUUGUUUUUAUUUUUUUGUUUUGUCUGUCUUCAAUUUCACUGUUCCUUUCUCUGCUUCUCCUUCUUCUUCUUCUGCGCGAGGAGGAGAAAGCAGGAACGAAUUGCUAUACGCGUUCAUAGGAACAGAGGGAAGACGAGAGACAGGAGGAGGUUUAGAGAGAGAUAACAAUUCAAUUAAUAGAGCAUACGCCAAGAUGUUGGUUGCAAAUAGUUUUGAUUUAUGGCAGAAGGACGUCUUUUUUUCUGCGGCCGAGGAGGUUCAACAAUCUGCCGAUAUAAUGGAAUCAACUUACAGAAGAUGGCUCAGCGCCAGAAGAGAAGGGGUAAUGCCUCAACAUUUAGAUGAACUUGGUGGACAGCUUCAAAUGGCCUUCGGCACUGCAAAAUGGCAGUUGGACGAAUUUGAAAAGGCUGUUCAAAUGAGCUAUAGAGGCCGGGUAGAUGAUAUAACAGUUAGUCGACAUCGGCAAUUUGUUUCUGCUAUAGAAGAGCAAAUUUCCGAGGUUGAAAUAGCAUUGAAGGAAGCAUUUGAGACGGCUGGGAAGAGACCAUUUCGCUGGGUGCAUUUAGACGAACAAGAAUGUGAUGACUUAGCCCAUUUUCUCUCUGGAACAUCGGGUAUAAGUUGCAAACCAUCAUUUAACCAGAACAAGAAUACGGAGGAAGUUAGGUCGAAGAUCCAAAAAGAUCAGCAGAACUGUUUGGAAGAAGUUGUUGCAAGUAAUGAAGACACCAAACCCCUCAUGGAGCAAGAACAAAGAAUAUUGCCUGAAAUUGGGGACGAAAUUAUCUGUGAGACAGACUGUUUAACCAGCAAUAGUGGAGCUUGGAAUUCGGCAGACACGUAUCUGGAGAUCGUUAUUGAUAAAGAUGAAAGAAAGAAGAAUUCUUUGAUAGAGGCAACACCAAAGGAAAAGGGCUCCAAGCCUCCCUUCUGGAGAGCAAAAGGAGUGUCGAACUACCCUCAAAUGAAAUUUAUCACUUCGAUAAAUCAGUUUCUGAUAGGCCAUAAAAACCAAAGACAGCAACAUAUGUCGCCGGCUGUACAAGUGAAGUCUAUACGAUUCAUCCUUGCUCUGAUGCUAACGAUAUUCUUUGUUGUGCCCUUUUUGGUAUAUUCGACUUGAGCCACUUCGAACACCAUACGUCUUCCUCCAGAACCGAAGGCGUAAACCAUUCGAGUGUUGUAUACAAUAGUCGUUAUGGAAGUCCCAAAUAUAUAUGUAAUUUGGACAGAUGGUGUACAAUCGAAAUUUUGGUUGAAUAUGAGAGAUCCAUAAGUUCUCUAA